AUGGUUGAACCAGAGAAAAAAGGUAAUUUCCCGAAUCUUGAAGAUACGGUUCGAAAUCUUCGAGAAGAAAAUGCAAAACUUUUACAAUUACUCCGUUCUCAAGGACUUUUAUUUGAUGCACCUACAAUAAUUGAUGGUAAAACAAAUGAAUCAUCAAAUAUAACAUUUGAUAAUUCUGAUAUAACAUUAACAACAAAUUCAAUAAAUACAACAAAUCAAAUAACACAUCAACAUGUUAAUAAUCAUGGUCCAAUAAAUCAACAAAAUUAUUCUGGUCAAAUAAUUCAUGGUAAUCAAUCUAAUAUAACACCUAACUUUAAUACAGUUAUUCAAACAACAACACAACCAUUUGUACAAAAUAAUUCAAAUACACUUGUACAAAAUAAUACAAAUUUAAUACAGCCAAUUAAUUUAGUCAAUUUUAAUAAUGUUAGUUUAGAUUCUAUACAAUCAUUUUUUGCUUCACAAAAUAAUCUUGUUUACUUAUCUCAAACAUCUUCAUCAUCAACAACAACAACAACUACGACAACAACAUCAAAUAUGAAAUUUAAUAAUGAAUCUGAACAACAUCAAAUAUCUAUUAGACCAAAACCAUCAAUUAUUUCACAACAAUCAGAAUCAACAUCUGUUUUACCAAAAAUUAAAAAUGAAUAUUAUGAAAAUAUAUCAAGACAAAUAUCAUCAUCAUCAAAUAGUGAAACUACAAAUUUACUUGAUAAUGAUUUAAAUCAUAAACAACCAAGACCUAUUCGUCCUAAACCAUUAUCUAGGAAUAAUCCUUUACAGGUUUAUACUCCUGUUGUUUUAAACGAAACAAAACCUACAACUACAAAUGUUCUUACACCACCAUCAUUAAUUAAUAAUACAACAACAUCUUCAACAGUAUCUUUACUUUCUCCAUCAAGAUCUUUUGAUGAACAUCAUAUAGAUUCAUCUCCUCAAUUUCUUCAAUCAAAAUCAAUGGAUUUAUCCGUUCCACCAACUAAUAAUCUUCUAACAACAACUACAACAACAACAACAACAAAAAAACCUAAUAAAACUUCUAUACGUAAUCGUAAAAAAACUUCUACAUCAUCAUCUGUAGUUGUUCCAUCAAAUAAUUCAACAUUAAUACCUAUUGCUCCAAAUCCCGGUCGACCAUUAGCACCAGCACCAAUUAAUGUUCAACGUAUUGUAACAACAAAUAAACGUUCAAUAACAAAUAAAAAAACAAAUUCAAAAACAUUUAUUGAUUAUCAUGGUGAAAGUAUAAUUCAACAAAAUUCAUCACCAACAAAUUCUUUUGCUGAAUCAAUAUCUGGUUUAAUGCAAAAUUUUGAUCAAGAAUUAUUAGCAUCAAAUUUUUUAACACAACCACCACCAACAACAAAUAUUCUUUCAAAUGAUUCAUCAACAAAUGUAAAUAUUAUUCGAACAUUAGAUAAUAUUGAUGUACGACAAAUUAUUAAUACAACAAUACAACGAAAUGAUCCAUAUCAAUCAAUGCCAACACUUGAUGAAUUUAAUGAUCGACUUGAUAAUGAAACAAGUCAAACAAUACAUGAUUAUAAUGUUGAUAAUGAACAAAUAACAUCAUUUAUGAAUGAAGAAGAUAUGCAUUUUGCUGAAAUGAAUUUUGAUGAAAAUACAUUUUUAAAACAAUUUGAUUUAGAUGAUGCAGGAAUUAAAUUAAAUGUACCUUCAGAACAAAAUAUUUUUACUAGUCUUUUAACAAAUAAUCAUCAUUUAAAUAAUUCAACGGAACAAUCAAAUUCAUUAUCAUUACCACCUCCAGUUUAUCCAGGUUCAUCAUUAAUUAAUAAUAAUAUUUUUACAACUGUUGUUCCAUUGGGCUUACAACAACAAUCAUCAAAUAAUAAUACAUUUAAUAAUAAUAAUAAUAAUAAUAAUAAUAAUAAUAAUAAUACGUCUAGAUGUUUACCAGAAGAAGGUGUUCAAUUAACUGCCCGUCAUAUUGAACCAAGUCAAGUUGCAACUUAUGAAUCAGUAAAAUAUCAAGAUAUUCUUGAUGAUUUAGUAACUGUAACUGAUCAAGAUGUAUUAAGUCAUGUUCAAGCUGCUGCUGCCGCUGUUACUACGAAUGAUACAACAGUAAUAUCAAGCGAUUUUUCUUUUGCUUUACUUGAAGCAACAAAUGAAAUAAUAAAAACAACAGAAAUUCAAGGUGCAGAAGAAACUGCAUCGGCUUUUGUUGAUUUACAAUAUUUUUAUCCUAUUGAACAAGAACAAGAAUUAUUACAAAAACAAUUAGAACAAUGUGAACAAAAAGAUGAACAAGAAACAUCUAUUAUUCUUGAAGAAAAAUAUCCAAAUGAAAUAAUUUCAUCUGCUGAAUCACCAAAAUCUAAUGAAAAUCCAACAAUAACUGAUCUUACAUCAAUUAUACAAAUAAAUCAAACACAUUCACCAUCUCCUAUUAAAGAAACAACACCAACUAUUGAUUAUGAUGCUCUCCUUCCUCCACCACCAGCAGCACCACCACCUCCUCCUCCUCCUCCUCCAGCACAACCGCCAACCGAAUUUCCAACUUUAUUUGAUAAUAAUUCUCGAAAAGCAUGUAUCAUAUUUGAACCAAUAUUAUCUCCAACAAAUUCUCUUUCUCCAAUAAAUCCACCAUCUCCAAUAAAAUCAUCACAAGAUGAAAUGAUUCUUGAUUCAGGUUGUUUAAUGAAUUCAUCGAUUGAUAAAUCGAAUACAUUAAAUAAUGAUCAAAUUGAAGAAUUAUUAAAUGAAACAUUAAAUAAUCAAUAUGAAAUUAUUGAAAAUCAAGGUCAUACAUCACCUUUAACAGAUUUAACUAUUGAAAAUCUUGAUCAAUUAGUUGAACAAAUAGAACAACCAACAAAAAAAGUUUUAGAAAGAAAUUUUUAUCAUUAUCAAAAAGUUUAUCAAGAAAAUUUAAAGAAAAAACCAAAAGAACAGUAUUCACCAAUUCCAUCUGUUAAAUUAAAACUUCAUUCAAUUUAUUCAAAACAUAAAAAGAAACGAAAAUCAUCUUCUUCACCAAUUCCUCUUGCGGAAAAUAUUCGACCACCAUUAAAAAUUAAAAUUCGUACAAAAUUACCGCCACCUCCACCUCCAUCUCCACCACCACCACCUCCUCCUUCUCUUACUCCGCCGCCUGUUUCAAAAGAAAAACCAUCAGUACCAAAAAUAAAAAUACGUAAACCAAUUAAAAAAUCUAAACGUAAAAAACCAUCAACACCUUCAAUUGACGAUCAAUUAGAACAUGAAGCAAAACUUUCAUUAAAAACUGAAUAUGCUGGUCUAACACGUUUUGAACAAUCAUUAGCUCAACUUUAUCAUCGACAAUCAUCAUCACCAGAUACACAAAUUCCUCCAACACCAGGAGAAAAUGAGGAUUUAACAAUUCUACCUAAUAAACAAGAUACACCACCAACAAAUGAAAUAAAAUUAAAUUCAACAUCACCAUUAAAUCAAAAUAAAAAAUUAUCACAUUUAUUAAAUUAUGAUGAUGAACCAUUAAAUAAUAAUACAUUUAUAACACCACCACCUGAUAUUGAUAUAAAUAUUCAACAACAAAAAACUUCGAAUGAUGUUUAUCAAAAUUCAAAAAAAAUUAAAAAAUCUCAACAAAAUUCAUUUAUCAAUAGAGAAUAUUAUUCAUUAUCGAGGAGUACACAAGUUUUACCUAGAUCACAACCAUCACCAAUGCAUAUUGAUCCAUAUACACAACCUUAUCAUCAUUUUGAUCCAAGAACAACACCAUUUUUUAAUUUUCCUUUUCCUAAUCCAUUUAUGAAUCCACAUUCAACAACAACACCAACACAUUUUCAUCAUAAUCCAAUGAAAUAUCAUUAUCCAACUCAUAGUUAUCCAACACAUCAACAACAAUAUUCCUAUCAUCCACAUUUACAAUCCCAACAACAGUAUAAUAAUUCGAAUUAUAUGUCUUCUCAUGAUCAUCAUUCAUUCGACAGAUAG
This is a messenger RNA of Rotaria sordida, 3945 nucleotides long. The record is from the annotation of a GenBank genome assembly. Lineage: Eukaryota; Metazoa; Rotifera; Eurotatoria; Philodinida; Philodinidae.